GUAUGAAAACUCAAUGGGGUCGUCCAAAAAUAUAAUAAGUGAGCCUGUUGAUGUGGAGGAAGGCUAUAACAUGAUGGCUUCUUUCCAAGGCUCUAACAGCCAUGACAAAGUGAGGAAAAUAGUCGCAGAAGAGGGACGUACAGCAAGGAACCUAAUUGCAUGGAGCGUUCCACUGGAAAACAAAGAUGAUGAUGGAAAAUCAAAAUGGCAAGCUGGUGGAAAAACGAAGAGGGUGACCCAGGGAGCACACAAAACUGCAAAACAGACCACUACCAUAGACUGUAAAUUAACAUCAGCAGCAGCUGGAGAUAAAAACUUUGACAAAAGCCCAACAAAAAUAAGACAGCCUCGAAAAGUUGAUCUGCGAGCUCGAUACUGGGCAUUUCUUUUUGACAAUCUCAGACGGGCAGUUGAUGAAAUCUAUGUUACAUGUGAAUCGGAUCAGAGUGUAGUAGAAUGCAAG
Molecule: messenger RNA, 463 nt
Organism: Phaethon lepturus (White-tailed tropicbird)
Lineage: Eukaryota; Metazoa; Chordata; Aves; Phaethontiformes; Phaethontidae
Product: S phase cyclin A-associated protein in the endoplasmic reticulum-like
Exons: 4
Source: RefSeq, a predicted model, not a curated record